GCCUCUGUCCCGCUGCAGCCACCAUUACUUCAAGUACUGCAAGAUCUCGGCGCUGGCCCUGCUGAAGAUGGUGAUGCACGCCCGCUCUGGGGGCAACCUGGAGGUGAUGGGGCUGAUGCUGGGCAAGGUGGACGGAGAGACCAUGAUCAUCAUGGACAGCUUCGCUCUGCCGGUGGAGGGCACCGAGACCCGCGUCAACGCGCAGGCGGCCGCCUACGAGUACAUGGCCGCCUACAUCGAGAACGCCAAGCAGGUUGGUCGUCUAGAAAAUGCAAUUGGCUGGUACCACAGUCACCCUGGCUACGGCUGCUGGCUCUCCGGGAUCGAUGUCAGUACUCAGAUGCUUAAUCAGCAAUUUCAAGAACCCUUUGUAGCAGUGGUGAUUGAUCCGACAAGAACAAUAUCUGCAGGAAAAGUAAAUCUUGGUGCAUUUAGGACAUAUCCUAAGGGAUACAAACCUCCGGAUGAAGGUCCCUCUGAAUACCAAACUAUUCCACUUAAUAAAAUAGAAGAUUUUGGUGUUCACUGUAAACAGUAUUAUGCAUUAGAAGUAUCUUACUUUAAAUCGUCUUUGGAUCGUAAAUUGCUUGAGCUUUUGUGGAACAAGUACUGGGUGAACACUCUCAGCUCUUCUAGUUUGCUUACUAAUGCUGACUACACCACUGGCCAAGUCUUUGAUUUGUCUGAAAAAUUAGAGCAGUCAGAAGCUCAGCUUGGACGGGGGAGUUUUAUGCUGGGUUUAGAGACUCAUGAUAAGAAAUCAGAGGACAAACUUGCUAAAGCAACAAGAGACAGCUGCAAGACCACCAUAGAAGCUAUACAUGGAUUGAUGUCUCAGGUUAUUAAGGAUAAACUGUUUAAUCAAAUUAAUAUAGCUUGAAGUGCAUCGCUAGCUGAUAUGAAUCUCCAAAGCAGAAAAAGUUAUGGUUUCUUUCACUUGGACUUGUUCAACUUGGGAAAAGGAUCUGAAGUGGAAAAUUAUUCAUUUAAAUUGUAGUACUUUAAUAUUUCCCACCUGUCUGACCGGAUUUAAAGAACAAAACGUUCUGAAAUGUAGUGUAACUUUUUGUUCUUUACCAUAAAACACAACCAGUUUUGAGAAUUGCUCCAAAAGGAAAAUAAAUGUGACUUACUGGAUUUUGGUCUGAAGUAUUUAUCUCAAGUAUCUACUUGUAAUAAAACAGUUUUAAAAAUGAA
Molecule: messenger RNA, 1197 nt
Organism: Meleagris gallopavo (turkey)
Lineage: Eukaryota; Metazoa; Chordata; Aves; Galliformes; Phasianidae
Source: RefSeq, a predicted model, not a curated record